AGAUAAGAAUAGCUUGAAAGAAAGUGAGCUCUGUUUUGCCAGUAAUGUCCUUGAAAUCGAUUUGCUUCUCUCUUUGCCUCCCUACCCCUUCUUCUCGUAACACCGCUCCAAUCUCUUCCUUCCCGUUCAAAAAUCCACACCACUUCCCCGUCUCCAAUUCCAGCUCUUGUUCUUCCAGGACUCUCCUGCAUUUUUCGAACAAGUUCGACUCCAAAGUGUUGUGUGAGGAUGACGAUGUGGAUAUAGUUGUAGAUGAAGAUAUAGAGAUAGAGAUAGAGAUAGAGAAGACGGGGCGGAACUGCCGGAGAAUCCGAUCGGAAAUCGGGAUUGAGGCGCCGCUCGCCACCGUCUGGAAUUUGUUGACGGAUUACGAGAGGCUGGCCGAUUUCAUUCCCGGACUGGCCGUCUGCCAGCUGCUCCACAAGUCGGAAAACUACGCUCGGCUGUUUCAGAUUGGGGAACAGGACUUGGCGUUCGGGGUGAAAUUCAACGCGAAAGGGGUGGUGGAUUGCUAUGAGAAUGCUUUGGAGAGGAUUGAGAAUGAUUUGGGGGGUGUGACUCUGAAGCGUGAGAUUGAGUUUAGCAUGGUUGAAGGUGACUUUGAAAUCUUUCGAGGAAAAUGGUCUCUCCAACAGCUCAACACUAGUGGGGAGAUGGCAUCUGAUCCUUUGGUAGGCCAGAAAGUACAAACAACUACUACUCUUUCAUACUUGGUUGAUGUAAAGCCGAAGAUGUUGUUGCCGGUUAGGCUAGUGGAGGGUAGACUGUGCAAGGAGAUCAAAAUAAACCUAGCUUGCAUCCGGGAAGAAGCACUGAAAAUGACUCGCGAAACUCUUUUACUUGUAAGUGACACACCCACCGCAUCUGAUUUACAAUAGAAACUAUACAUAUUAAUA
Molecule: messenger RNA, 896 nt
Organism: Fragaria vesca subsp. vesca
Lineage: Eukaryota; Viridiplantae; Streptophyta; Magnoliopsida; Rosales; Rosaceae
Exons: 3
Coding region: 45-878 (277 amino acids)
Source: RefSeq, a predicted model, not a curated record